GGUGUAUCAUCAAUCACAGUAUGCGGGUGUAUUGAGGUUUUUCUCUAUGGAAUAACUCCUCAGCAUCCACCGGACAUGCCAACCAAAAUCCUGCUAGCUCUGCCUAUAAAAUAUAGCUAUUGAGAUGGCAAUUCCAUACCAUCGAAACCCACAAAAGAGAAGUCAUUUCCAAGAGCAAGAAACCAUGAAAUCCAAUGUUUUAAACAUUCAUGUUUUGGUAGCAUCCCUUCUUGUAAUUCUGUCCAAAGCCCAAGAUUUUGAUUUCUUCUACUUCGUUCAACAAUGGCCCGGAUCCUACUGCGACACCAAGCGAAGUUGUUGCUACCCCACAACUGGAAAGCCCGCGGCAGAUUUCAGCAUUCAUGGGCUUUGGCCAAAUUACAAUGACGGAUCAUACCCAUCCAAUUGCGACUCUGAGAGCCAUUUUGAUCCAUCAGAGAUCAAGGAUCUGACUGGUAAGAUGCAAACGGACUGGCCAACUCUUGCUUGUCCAAGUAGCAAUGGCAUCAAGUUCUGGUCACACGAGUGGCAGAAGCAUGGCACGUGCUCCGAGUCCGUCCUUAACCAACACGGAUACUUCCAGGCAGCACUCAACCUCAAAAAACAAGCAAAUCUCCUCCAAAUACUGAUGGAUGCAGGGAUUGAACCAGACAAUCGAUUUUACAAUCUAAACAGCGUAAGCACGGCUAUAAGAGAAGCGACAGGUUACACACCAGGGAUAGAGUGCAAUGUGGAUGAAGAUGGUAACCGUCAGUUGUUUCAGAUCUAUAUGUGUGUUGACACUUCCGGAUCGAAAUUCAUCCAGUGCCCUGUUCUGCCAAGGAGUAGGUGUUCUUCACAAAAGAUCCAGUUCCCUUCUUUUCAAGGUGAAGAAGAAAGAUCAGAUGGAGAACUCUGAUGGUUUUCAUUUAACGUUGUUUUCUUAUUUCUCUCUUCUGAAAUUGAGAGAAAUCAUUGGUGGUGCUACUAAUAAAAAUUGAAUUGAAAUGCACCUAAUGUAACAUUCAUGCGACUAUAUUCUCUCCAAUUUCUAAUAACAUCUACUUAGUUUAAAGGGC
This is a messenger RNA of Magnolia sinica, 1058 nucleotides long. RefSeq names its product extracellular ribonuclease LE-like. Gene Ontology annotation, cellular component: extracellular region. Lineage: Eukaryota; Viridiplantae; Streptophyta; Magnoliopsida; Magnoliales; Magnoliaceae. Bases 125 to 898 code for a protein of 257 amino acids. The transcript has 4 exons. The record is from RefSeq and is a predicted model, not a curated record. Gene Ontology annotation, molecular function: ribonuclease T2 activity; RNA binding. Gene Ontology annotation, biological process: RNA catabolic process.